AGAUAGCGUCACGGUCUUGGAUUAGCAGAUAACGUUAAGUGUUAAACAAUGAAAUAGAUAACAAGUAACUAGUCACAGUAUAAUGUAUCACAGUGGUGUUAAGUGAUAAAAUAAUUGCAUUCCAUGAAAUGGUUAUUUCAAUAUGAAUAUUUUACCAGACAGGUAAAAAAAAAUAGUUUAUAUCACUAAUAAACAUAUUAAGAUGGGUUAAGAGGGUUAAGUUCAUAGUAGUGUCAUCUGUGGUUAACAUAUUGAUCAUUGCAAUCAAUGUGUGUCUUCUUUUGCCAAAUGCACAUUUCUUUUUAAAUGCCUUCUAGGUCGUUAGAAUACAUGUAAUGCAGUUAAGCAUGUUAAGCAUAAAUCAAAGCACCCUCACUGUUUUUACACAGAAUUUAUCUAAUGCAUGUUGGUUGUACUCGGUGGCGCAACUGGUUUGUGACUUGCUAAUAAUCAAUUACUAAAUGCAUCACCAAAUGGUUUAAUUAAUACAACUCACAUUGUAGAGGUUAAACCUAUGGAGGUUUAGGAAUGUUCCUUUAAAAAAAAUUGAAACAAAUCAUAAUUAUCAUUUUACACAGAAAAAAAAAAAAUGAAAUCCUCGUAAAUAAACUACAUCCUUACUGAGACCUAAGUUAAGGACAACUUUAUUUAACCCAUUCUCAGUUUUGUUAUUUAGUAAUUUGGACACUACAAUAGGCCUUAAUAUAAGAAAUUGAAAAAAAUAUUGAAUGGGAAGUAAAUUUGGGAGUUCUUAAAACUUUCUUUAUUCAAAAAUAUUUAAAUAUUUAAUUAUUGUAAGAGUUUAUAAUAAUUGCUAUUUUUUUUUUUUUCAAUAACAUUUCUUGUUAUUUAUAUUUAUAAAGUAGGUAACAUAAAAUCAUUUUGAAAAAUAAAAUGGCUUUGGCCCUUCUUCCAUUAAGCCAUAUAUAUACAAACAGACAAUGGAGGGGGGCUUCAGUCAGUCCCUUACCCCCCUGCUUACACUACUGGAGGUUGCUGUAAAAUAUCAAGAUUUGGUACAUCAGUUACAACUUUAAUCAAAUAUGUAAUCACUAAUCAAGGAAUGCAAUGUUUUACAAAGAUGUUUAUUUUUUUUUUUAUGUAUAACACUUUUUCUACCAGCAUACUUCAAUUAUCAAGUAUAGAAAUUUUCUAAAAGGAAAUGUUCUUUGAAUGGUACUUUAAAAAGGUCAUUUUUUAAAAUUCUCAUAAAUAUUCAAGAUACUCUAGAAAACCUGGUUCUUUAGGUUAAAAAUAUUGAAAGAUUAAAAAUAAGGUUUUCAUUAACAACAGUUUUUAUUUAUUUUUUGUUAUUAUUAAGUUUUAUUAUUUUAUAAAAUCUUUUUUAAAUAAUAAUUGUUUUCAUGGAAACGCACAUUGUUUUAAUCAUUUUACUAUAAUAUGAUAUCAUACCUAAAUAUUAUUAUAUUGUUGACCUAUCAACUGAAUUCUGUUCAAAAUCGUUUUUGCAUUAGCAAUGGUUUAUUGUUGCUUAGAGAUAUACAUUAAAUUCUCGUCUGCAUCCUACCUUCUCAACUUCCCACCUACAGAAGUGGCUGCACCCAAAUGCGAAGUAUAUCAGUCCUUUUUUUUUGAAAUGGCAAUCCUUUUACAGUUACAUAAGUAGUUUGCCUGAGUCAUGUUUUUUGUGGAUCAUCCGGAUAUGCCUCAUAUGUGAGCUUUUCUCGAAUUUCGACGAAUUUUCUCAAUAAGUUAUGACUAUCCAACUUUAACUUCCGUUGAUCUCAACUUACUUUAGAAUAUUCAUCGGCAUAAAAUGUGCUCAUUGGUCCUAUUAAUGCACUUGCCCAAUUUGGUAACGUCCAUCUAGUAGUAAUUAAUCAAUAUGAAUACAGUUCUCCAUUUAUUACUUGUCGAUAAAUAACAUCCACGCUUUUAACAGCUGUGUUCAUUAGAUUCGGGUACUUGUUCAUAGAUUCUUGUACCACCGUCUCCCAUGGGUGGUUAAAUAUGUGUUGAGCCGUCCAAAUUUUCAUGUCAAAGAAAGAGCUUUAAGAUUUUUUUUAUAAACAGUUAGAUAGGUAGGUAUAUAAAUUUGUCACAAUUUGUAAUUAUUGAGAUUGUAUAAGAACCAUAGAGUAAUAAGAAUAUUAUUAUUACUCUGUGAUAAGAACAUUAAACCACACGACUCACAAGGUAUGCAACACCAGUUUUAUUCAAGGAAAACACAGUAUGGAAGACACGUACAGUUGAGUAUUUGACUUUCAGAAGUAAUUACAUAAACAAGGCUGUGCAGUCGAAGUAGCAUUCAUACAACUCAAUAAAAGUAAGAAAAAAAAUCCAAAAUUAUCUGCUGCAUAUGUUCAAGAGCUUCUAAAAUGGAGAGAUCAAUACAUAAAUUUACAUGGGAAAUUAAUUUGUGAGAGAAAUUUAAUUUAAUUUAAUUAAGUAUGAUUUUAAAAACAUUCUACUUUGGCAACUCUAUUUUGUUAACUUCGUUCAACUUGCUUAGAAGUUGCUCUUGUAUAAUCAUCAUGUUUUCUUCUUGUUUUUCUUAUUUGUUAAAGCUAAUUCAAAGAGAUACACCCAAUAAGAAAUUUCAAUCAAUGAAAUAAAAAAAAUACCACUUACCAAUCUUUGAGUUGACUUUCAUUUAUAUUUAUUGUAUCACACUGUUUGUUUUUUAAAUCUUCAAAUUUAUCAUAUCAGAUGAAUAUUUUUGGUUGUGUUAUUUUCUUGUAAAGGUGUUAGUUUUUGUACUGACAAUCUAACUAGAAUGAUGAUUCAGAAAAUUAUUUAAAAUAAUAAUAAAAAAUAAUUAGUAAUCUAAAUUAAAACAAUUAUUGGACAAAAUAUGAAUGUUUAUGCUUAGAAAGUAGUAAUUUUGGAGGAGAAAUAGCCUUACUGAUAUAGAUAGGACAUCUCUCAUUAACUCAAAGUACUGUCAUUUUAUAAUCCUUCACUUCCAGAACGCUUUGAUGAGUCACAUAUCUGAUGAAAACAAGUCAGCAGAUGUCUUCACUUUUUGACACUUUGACUAGCGCCAAAAUUAUAAUUUUGUUGUUUCAAUAUAUCUGACAUAUAUUUUCAUAUAAAUGCUCUCUGAUUGUUUUUUUCGAAUACAGCAUUUGAACCAAAAAUCAUUGUUGUUGCUGUUGUCCAUAAACCUUUAAAAUAAAAAAAUUAAUUAUUACUUCUAACAUUCAAAUUAAUUUAAAAAGAUUUUGUAUUAGUUUCUUGAGUAUGAUCAUAAUUUACAAAUUGAAUAUCUACCAACUGAAGACACUUAAACCAAUUCUUUAUCAAAACAUUCUAUAAAGAUGGCAAUACCACAAAAUAUAUAAAUAUUAAAAUAUGUAAUGUGCAAUUUUAAUUUAAAUUUGUUUACUUACAAAUUACCUUUAGUUUCAAUCAUAUCAUUUAAUAUCUAGUAUAAUUUUUUCUAUAAUAUUAUAAUUUAUAUUAAAUUAAUAGUUAUUAAUUAUAUAACAGAAAUGAAACAAUUCAGAAUAUGGAAUAAUUAAUUUCAAUGGGUAUUGUCUAUAAAAAAUAAAAACAGUAAAUAAAUGUAUUAAACAAAUGUAAAAUUCAAAUAAUGAAAUAAUAAUUAAAUAAGUAAAUAUGGAAUUUUAAAUAGCCGUGAUGAUAAAAUUAAUAAUUAACAAUGUGAUAACAAAUAUUAAGUUAGAACCUUGAUGUGGGGACAAACUGCGAUCAGAAUGUUUUUACUAUACCUACCUAGUUAUUAUAUAGAGUAGUAUUACUACUAUUUUAAAUAAAUUAUUGAUGCAUUCUGAAUUUUGAAAAGUUUUAUGAGUUGUUGGGUGCUGCUUCAUUUUCUGAACCUGAGUUUGUAAAAUGAUCCAAGUCUGAACCAUACUCUGUGGUAUUUUCAUAGUUAAUUAUAGAAGGAAUGUCAAUACUUUUCAUUAAAUCAAAAUAAUUUUUGACAAAUUAAAUAUAUUCAGUUUUUAAAUUUUCUCUUGAUAAGAAUCGAUAACUACUACACAUUUUAAAUGCAUCUACAGGAAUUUUUUUACAGUGUUUAUUUAGUUCAAUAAAGCGUUUUUCAGAGAAAAGUGACAAAUCUCUUAAAAUACCAAUUAGCUUCUUAUUGUGUUUGUUAUCUGGUUAUAGUAAUAUCAAGAGCAGUACAAAAUGUAUCUAUUUUCAUUUAAUUUAAGGAAUCUCAGAUUCGCUCAUCAUUAGGUUGUUCAUUAAACUGACGAAAUGAUUCCCUUUUCGAAUUUCUUUUAAUGCUUCAAAUUCAGUUUGUUUAACGAUUUUAAACUGUUCAGCGUCAGUUAUAAUAUGUUUAAAUUCAUUGUUGUUAUUUCUCAACUAUUUUAAUUGAUAAAUGCCAGAAAUCAAUAAAUCUAUAGUUGUAAGUAAAAAAACACCUCGUUUUUGAAAAGCAUUAUUAAGUGGCCCCAAUACAUCAAAUAUUGUUUAAAAAAAAUAUUCUCGUCUAUGGAUGAUUGUUUUAAAUUUCAGCCAGGUCGGAGCAGUAAAUUCCGGGUUAGUAAAUUGGUCUUCCCCCAGUAAACUCGGGCAAUUUAUCAUUCACCACUGUAAUAUUAUUUUAGAUAAAAUACUUCACUUUAUGUAACUCUUCCCCGGUACCCCAGCGGUUAACUGGUGAUAUGAGAUAACAGUGUUAUCAUCUUUAUAGGUAUAUUCUACCGAAAUGCGGUUCUAAUAAAAUAUUUUUGUACCUUAUAUUACUUUCACAAUAUAUUUUCUCAUAAAAUAAUUUCGACCAAAAUAUUUUUCUAUACAAAUACUAUUCGAAUAAAAUAUUUUUCUUUUAAAAUAAGGUUCGACUUAAAUAUUUUUAGAAUUAUUUAUUUUUCUGAUAAAAUAUCAUUCUAAAAAAAAACAUGUCCGUGCUUUAUACGCGUCCCCCUCCCAAGCGCUACACGAACACACCCUUAUUCUAUUGAUUUUAUUUAAACAUUUUAAAUUACAAAUGGUGCGUAGAUGUGCGAUACGUAUUUGAAGUCCAGUCACAAUCAAAUCAUAACCUAUUGUUAAAUAGUGGUAUAAUCUAUAUAAUAAAAUGUAUGUAUGUGUAGUAAUGUAAAUUAAAAAUAAUUUUAUAUAAAACUCAAAUAUCUAUCAUUAAAAAAAAAAAAAACCGGUAAGUAAUACAUUUCCAUGUUUAUUAACAUUAAGUAUUUCAGUCAGGUUUCAAGUAUAGUGGGAAUAAAUUGUAGUGGAACCUUGCUAUAGCUUUGUGUAUGAAUGUUCUAUAUCUUUUUCUUUAAGUAGGUACCAACUUUAAAUAUUUUGUUUGAAAUCAUGUCCUGUAGAGUAUCUACAGUCAGUCUGAAUAGGUGUGGUUGGUCUUUUAUGAUGUUGUUGAAAAAAAUUGUUUUACUUAAUUACUUUCUUAUUGGGUAGAUAGUAGUUUAUUGUAGUGAACUUAAUUAGCAUAAAUUGUUCUGAUAUUGCAUUGUUAAAUGCAUUGAAAACAUCUAACUUUUUAAUGGCCUCGUUAAGGUGUACAGAAACCUUAACUAAAUUAUUUUAUUUAUUAUUCCUUAACAUUUUUGUUUGUAAUACCUCAUACAAGGUUUCAUUUUUAUUAUUUAAAUUCUUCAUAUGCAUUUCUAUUUUUUAUUUAUCACUUAUUGUUUGUAUAAUUUGAUCCUGAUUCAUCCUCUUUUGUUGUAUCAUCUUCAUGUCUUAGUACAACAAUAUUCAUAUGUUUACAAAUAAUUGGUAUAUAUAUUAUGUACCUACUAAUUACAAAUUAUUAAUCACUGUUGGUUCAUUUUUCGAUCGAAAGUAAUAAUUUUUCUACAGUAACUUUAUAAAAUUCUAAAUGUAGUCCACAUCUACAUUUCUUUUGUAUUAAUACAUUUUAUAAUAAUAUAAUUAUGAUUUUUCUAGUUUCAUCUGUAAACCGAUUACUGUUACAGAUAACCGACUAAUACAAUAAUACAACUUUAUAUCAUAAAAGACAGCUAGGUACCUAUGCAAAUUUAAUAAUAUUAUUAAUUACAUAAUUAAAUAAUAUUAUGUUCCACAGUGUCUAGUGUGGAGUGCAAUCGGUGUGCCUGUUCAAUUGAUGAAAGAUGUCUAAUGACAGUGAAUUUAGUUUUGACCAAGGUGAACAUUCAGAGUUUGAAUCAACUUCAAAUGUUCUUGAAUCGCAUGAACAAUGUAUUGCAUCUUGUUCAAAAUCCAUGGAAUACCAUUCGACAGACAGUGAUGAUGAGGAACAGAUUGAUAACAUACAAAAAGAACAGAAAAACAAUGAAUUUGAUUUUGCUAGUCAAUUUGAAUCUAUUGCAUCUCGUUUAAAAUCCAUGGAAUAUCCUAUUGGCAUUAGUGAUGAUGAAGACGAACAGAUUGAUAAAAUUGAAUAUGUAAUAGAUACUAGUGAUGAAGAUGAACAGGUUGAUCAUCUGGAAACUGGGCAAAAUGGCAAUGUAAUUGUUUCGGAUGAUCAAUUGAAGUCUAUUGUAUCCCGUUCAAAAUCUGUGGAAUACCAUUUGUCAGACAUUAGUGAUGAGGACGAACAGAUUGACAGUAUUUCAGCAGGGUACGGAGGAAAUGAAACUGUUGUUUUGAAUGAAUUAGAUGAAAAGUUUGUCAAAAAUAAUUUACCUACAGGAUGGACAAAAAUAAAUCAUGCGAGUGGUAUGCCACUUUACUUUAACAAAGAUAUGAAGGUUUGUUCGUUUACAAAGCCAUAUUACCUUGGAACUCAAAGUCUUAAGAAUCACAAUGUUCCCGUGGAGAAUAUACCUUGUUUGGAAUAUAAAUUAAAAUUGGAAAAAAUGAAUUCUAAAAAAGAAGAUGAUGACAAAUUGGAUUAUCUUAAAAAAGAUAUUACUCCUGAACAGUAUAAAUCAUAUUGUAAAAGAUUAUUUAAAUUCAAAGAUAUUAAAUUUAUGCGAUUCAGUUCGUGGGAUAAGCGUCGAGAAUAUAUUCGAAUGAUAAAAGCUGAUCGAAGACGUAGAGAUCUUCCAAAGUUUAAAGAUAGAUCAACGUUAAUAGCAGUUCCAGUUGAUCCCCCUGUUAUAGAAAAUACAGCUGUACCUGAGACAGGAGAAUGGAUAAUUAAUUUAAACAAUAAGAGUUACAUUAGUAUUUUACAUGAAUACAUUCAACGUGUUUUGAAAACACAGCCAUUAUAUACUUUUAAAGAACUCGAGAAUGCCAGAUAUCCUUACUUAGCAACUGUUAUUUUGGAUGGCAUACAAUAUGGUAUUGGCAUUGGUUCCAGCAAAAAACAAGCCAAACUUGAUUCUGCUAGAGCUACAAUGGAAAUAUUACUGCCAUCCACCAAAGAUCAAAUAAAAAUUAAUUGUAAACAGGGAAUACCUGAAACCCAAGGUGGUGAUGUUUUUAACGGAUGCAAAGUCUUUGACCAAUUGAAAAUCAAAGAUCCCAGAAUACCAGAAUUUUGUGCUCAAGCUGCUGAAUCAAUGCCAUAUGAUAUGUUACUGGUUUGUGUAAAAAGAAAUUUUGGUGAAGAUGUAACUAUCAAGACUGAUAUGCAAAAAAUGCAAAGCAAUACUGAUUCUGAAAUUUUUUAUAGCCUUACUAUGAAAGCCAAAGAAUAUAUGGCAACUGUUAUUUGCAAAAAUAAAAGAGAAGGGCGCCAAAAAGGAGCUCAAGCACUAUUGAAGGUGCUUCAUCCUCAUAUUAAAUAUUUUGGGUCUUUAUUGAGAUUGUAUAGUCAUCAAAAUGUUGGAAGUAGCAGUGAAAAAAAACCAGAUGAACCAGGAACUAAAAGUCCACGACCCAGAGGGAGCCCAGAUCAAAACAUACUUGAUCAGUUGAAAAAAGCAAUGUCCAAACUAGAAAAAGAAUGCAACUCAAAUGAAGAAAACGAUAAUUCAAUUUAAUAAAUUGAAAUGAAAUUGUAUUCUAAGCCAGUGUAUAUAUAUUUUACAUUGUGUGUUUUUUUUUUUUAAUAACUUAAACUAUUUUUUUUUCCUAGAAAUGAUUGGAUUUAAUUUUCUUUUAAAUAUUCCAUAGAUUAGAUUUAUAUUUUAAAAAAAAUGAUUAUUGUUUAACACCAACAAGCUAAAUUUGUAAUAGUUAAUAUAACAUA
Cinara cedri is the source of this 8032-nucleotide messenger RNA. The record is from the annotation of a GenBank genome assembly. NCBI's taxonomy places the organism in Eukaryota, Metazoa, Arthropoda, Insecta, Hemiptera, Aphididae.